GUGAUUCCAAAGUAAUCGGUCCAGAUAAUUCGCCCAAAGCUAAUGACUAUGAUGAUCUCAUGCCUUCGUCAAUGGAGAAAAGAACUAAUAAAGUUCAGACAGACUAUGAUAGUGAUUGUAGCCACGACAAUGAUUCUGAAGAAGACAUAUCAUUUUCUGAUAAUAAUAAGAUAAAUGAUAUAGACACGAUGGUUUCUGAUGACGAAGAAGAUGCAGGUUAUUACUAUGAUUUAAGAACCG
Dentiscutata erythropus is the source of this 240-nucleotide messenger RNA. Lineage: Eukaryota; Fungi; Glomeromycota; Glomeromycetes; Diversisporales; Gigasporaceae. The record is from the annotation of a GenBank genome assembly.